GCAACCUGUGCCCAUGAGCUUUUCGGGAUCCGAUUGAUCGUUUAUAUUUUGGAAGUGUUUGUUGAAAAAAAGUUGAGGACGAUGUCACUAAGCGCCAGUGCUGAAAAUCUGUCAUCAGAAGGACAACAAAAUGGUGGCGGAAAUGAUAGCAAUAUGUGCCUGGAGUUGGCACUCGAGGGUGAGCGACUUUGCAAAGCCGGAGAUUGCAAAUCCGGAGUGGCUUUUUUUCAAGCUGCUAUUCAAGCCGGCACAGAUGAUUUGAGGACUUUAAGUGCCAUCUACAGCCAAUUAGGCAAUGCCUACUUUUACCUUGGCGACUAUGUAAAAGCCAUGAAUUAUCACAAACUUGAUUUAACCCUCGCGAGGUCCAUGGGUGACAAACUUGGGGAAGCGAAAUCAAGUGGUAAUCUCGGAAAUACGUUAAAAGUUAUGGGAAAAUUUGAUGAAGCAAUGAUCUGCUGCAAAAGGCAUUUAACAAUCUCCAAGGAAAUGGGAGACAAAAUGAGCGAAGGAAGAGCUUUGUACAAUCUAGGCAAUGUUUACCACGCGAAAGGAAAACAGGGUAGAAUAGGUUAUCAAAAUCCUGGUGAAUUCUCAGAAGAAGUUAGGGAAUGUUUGCAACAGGCAGUAUUUUAUUAUGAAGAAAAUUUGAAACUGAUGAGAGAAUUUAGUGACUCUGCUGCCCAAGGUAGAGCUUGUGGAAAUUUGGGAAACACCUUCUAUUUACUUGGUGAUUUUCAACAGGCAAUUUAUUACCACAACGAAAGGCUAAAAAUUGCACGAGAGUUUGGCGAUAAGGCAGCGGAGAGGAGAGCCAAUAGUAAUUUGGGAAACUGUCAUAUAUUUUUAGGAGAAUUUGAGAAAGCUGCUCAGCAUUACAAGCGAACUUUAGUUUUGGCUAAAGAAUUAGGAGAUCGUGCAGUUGAAGCUCAGGCCUGUGAUUCGCUUGGAAAUACUUACACAUUGCUACGAGAUUAUCCAACGGCUGUGGAGUAUCAUCUUCGGCAUCUCGAAAUUGCUCAACAAUUAAAGGACAAAGUCGGCGAAGGUCGGGCCUGCUGGUCUCUCGGAAAUGCGUAUUCUGCCAUGGGAAAUCACGAAAAAGCACUGCACUUCGCGAAAUUGCAUUAUAACCUUUCGAAAGAAUUGGGAGAUGAAAUGGGUCAAGCCACAGCCCAAAUGAAUGUUGAAGACCUCCAAAAAAUUCUAGGGAUUGAUAAGAUCAUUCCGAAAGAUGAGAAAGGAAACAAAACCCAAAGUAUUAAAACGGCAGCUUCCAAUAUUGCUGCUUCAUCUCCUGGAAGAUAUAGACUUCGUAGGGAGAGUAUGGACAAUCUUAAUCUUAUCAAGCUGACGCCGGAGGGAAAGAAGAAGGAAUCAAAUGAAAAUCCUCCUCCAGCAAGAGCUGGAAUCGCGCCCCAACCGUCGCAAGAGGAAGACGAGAACAACUUUUUCGAACUUUUAUCACGCUUCCAAUCCGGCAGAAUGGAUGAUCAACGUUGUGCUCUUCGUACAAACAUAAAGCCAAAAAUUGUUGCCACACAAGAGAAUGAGAAAGACGAGGAUGAUUUGCUCGAAUUAAUUGCUGGAAUGCAAAGCAAGAGAAUGGAUGAGCAGCGAGUUGUGCUUCCCUUUUUACCAGGCCUAAACGCCAAUAGUGCCAAUCAACCAACAAUGCAAUCUACCCAAGAUACUGACGACUCCUUCAUUGAAAUGCUUGUACGCUGUCAGCAAGGUGCAAGAUUAGAUGAUCAACGCAGUUUGUUGCCACUGUCUUCGAAUUUGCAAGAUGCUGAAGAGCCAGAGAACCGAAAACCCAAGGAUAAUGCUCAAGCAGGUGCCACAGUUCCCGAAGAGGACCUUUUUGCUCUAAUACAGAGGCUCCAAGCUGGACGAAUGGAGGAUCAACGUGCUUCCGGUCCCGCAAAAACAUAGUAACUCACAUACUUCCGCCAUUACAAAUACAAAUAUCUAAAAAUUAUUAUCUGCAAUAAGAGGUUAGAAGUCUUGAUUCAGUAAUAUAAUUUGCCCGGACAAAAUUAUUCUUGGUAAAUAUUUACUAGCCGAGUUUUAUUUGGCGCGACGCGAGUGCAGAUUUGUCCGAUUCCACGCACACUAUGGAUCAUAUAUUAUUAUGUAUAUUAAAUAUUAAGAGUCGAUUUUUUUAUAAGAAUUUAACUGUUAGCAAAGAUGUAACGUAAUUCCAAGAAAAUAGAUAUACUUCUCUUGUCUUCAGAGUUAGAGGAAAUAUAUUAUUUUGUCCAGUUAUAAAA
Belonocnema kinseyi is the source of this 2273-nucleotide messenger RNA. It is a transcript of the gene pins, whose product is annotated as G-protein-signaling modulator 2. The record is from RefSeq and is a predicted model, not a curated record. Gene Ontology annotation, molecular function: protein binding; GTPase regulator activity. Bases 82 to 1935 code for a protein of 617 amino acids. The transcript has 8 exons. Lineage: Eukaryota; Metazoa; Arthropoda; Insecta; Hymenoptera; Cynipidae.